AUGGAUGCGUUCCGUGAGACGCACGAGCUGAUGGACAGCCUCAUCAUUAGCUACCAGACUGGCUGCAAGGAGGACACGGAUGCUAUCCGGGACGUCCAGCACAUGGUGGUGGACACCUUGGCGGCGGCGGUGGAGCGGGAGCAGCAGGUGCAACAAAUCAUCAAAGCCCUGUCCUCCAAGAUCAAGGGACUGGAGGCGGCUGCAGACUACAGCGAGUCAAAGGCGGCGCACGAGCGGGAGGUGGCGGGGAUCAAUGAGGCCAUCCGCGCGGACCAGGCAGCGCUGACGCAGAUCACCGAGGACACAAGAUGA
Molecule: messenger RNA, 312 nt
Organism: Monoraphidium neglectum
Lineage: Eukaryota; Viridiplantae; Chlorophyta; Chlorophyceae; Sphaeropleales; Selenastraceae
Exons: 2
Coding region: 1-312 (103 amino acids)
Source: RefSeq, a predicted model, not a curated record